CCGGCCGUCUGGUGGCCCGAGGUGGCCGCGGGCCGGCGCGGGGCGCGAUGAGCGGCGCCUGCACGAGCUACGUGAGCGCCGAGCAGGAGGUGGUGCGUGGCUUCAGCUGCCCGCGGCCAGGGGGCGAGGCGGCCGCCGUCUUCUGCUGCGGCUUCCGCGACCACAAGUACUGCUGCGACGACCCGCACAGCUUCUUUCCCUACGAGCACAGCUACAUGUGGUGGCUCAGUAUUGGAGCCCUUGUGGGCCUGUCCGUAGCAGCUGUGGUUCUCCUGGCCUUCAUUGUCACUGCCUGUGUGCUCUGUUACCUGUUCAUCACAUCAAAGCCCCACACGAAGUUGGACCCAGGCUUAAGCUUACAGCCUACAGCCUGCUGUUUUCCAGACCCCAAGGAGGAGGCGCCCCGUGACUGCCUAGGUGGGAAUACAGGCAAUUUGAUGGAAGUGCCAGGAGUGAGCGCUCUUGGGCAGAAUCACCCUUUCCUGAACCCACGGCUGGACUGCAAUGAGGAGCAGGCUAAGGACUCCAGAUGCCUUCUCCAGCACUGCUUCAUGGCCACAGUGACUGCCAACGACAUUCCAGGCAGUCCUGAGGAAGCCUCUGUCCCAAACCUAGACCCAUAUGGACCAGCCCCAUAAAUAUCCAAUAAAUGUCUCUACAUCAUC
This is a messenger RNA of Suricata suricatta (meerkat), 665 nucleotides long. RefSeq names its product shisa like 2A (gene SHISAL2A). The transcript is spliced from 3 exons. NCBI's taxonomy places the organism in Eukaryota, Metazoa, Chordata, Mammalia, Carnivora, Herpestidae. The coding region runs from base 48 to 638 and encodes 196 amino acids. The record is from RefSeq and is a predicted model, not a curated record.